UUUGAUUUAGUUGAACAACGCGAAUUGGAAAGCCAGCUCUAAUUCUAAUCCCACAGAAAAUAGCUUUGAAUAAUUUCUCAGAGACGUAACCGGGGAGAUUUCUCCUACUUCCUUCCCUCUUUCUUAUCCAGUAUUUCUCUUCACUUCCCCCUCUCUCUAGCCUUUUCUCUCUCCUAUCAUCUCCUACAGGUUUUCCGCCGGUUUUCAUCUUAAUUCGCUUCUGUAAAUUAUAUUUAUACGUUAUAAUUCAAAUCAUUGGUUUUAUCUGGUUUUUUGGUGAUAGUUUUUGGAUUAUUUUAUUUGUAAUUAUUAGGAAUAUUCUUGUUUAGAUAACUGAGUAUUGCUGGAAUUUGAAUUCGUGGGUAUCAAGAUAAGUAAAAAAAACUGAGACUUUUUCCCUUCAAUUUAUCUUCCCAACCAGUUUUUAGCUUUGUUGUUUUGAUAGCCAAAGUGAAAAAGAUAACUUGGGAGGUGCAACACGACGGGUAUUCAAAAGGAUUUUUUGUUUUUCUGGGCGUUUGUGGUUUUCGGGAGUAAUUGAAAUUUGGAAGCUUUCGCCGAGGUGAAGGAGAUGGCGACACUUAUGUCAUGAGAGAUAGUUUCCUUCUCCGUGGAGGGUGAGGUGGGGCUUUAAAGAAAAAUAAAAACCAUCUGGACUCAUGAUUGAGGGUGAUUUUGAGGAAUCGGUUAUCUUUGUAUUCUAGGAAGUUGCUAUUUUUCAUCUCUUUGGUUUUGGGGAUGAUGAAUGAUGAUCAGAAACCGCAGCAAGCAGGCGGUGUCCGGUCCGGUCGAACCAAUGGGUUUUUUCCCAGCUCGCUCCGGGCUAUCUCCAGCUACCUCAGGGUCGUUUCCUCCGGAGCUUCCAACGUUGCGCGGUCGGCAGCUUCAGUUGCGUCCUCGAUCGUGGACAGGGAUGAUGACGCCAAUUCUGAUCAGGUCAUCUGGGCUGGUUUUGAUAAGUUAGAGGGUGAGAGGGAAGUCACCCGUCAAGUUCUACUUCUAGGUUUUCAGUCUGGGUUCCAGGUUUGGGAUGUUGAAGAUUCACAUAAUGUGCAUGACCUGGUUUCCAGACAUGAUGGUCCUGUUUCUUUUAUGCAAAUGUUGCCAAAUCCUAUUGCAUCGAAGAGAUCAGCAGACAAGUUUGCAAACAGCCGCCCCCUGUUAGCUGUAUGUGCUGAUGGUUUCUUUGCUGGAGGAAGUAACAUUCAAGAUGGACUGACCACCCCUUACAAUGGGAUGACUUCCAAUUUCCAUGAGCAAUUAAAUGGAAAUUAUCUGCCAAUGACUGUUCAGUUUUAUUCCAUGAGGUCCCAAUCAUAUGUCCAUGCACUAAAAUUCAGAUCAGUUGUUUAUUCCGUAAGGUGCAGUUCCCGAAUAGUUGCUGUUUCACAAUCAACUCAGGUACACUGUUUUGAUGCUGCAACAUUAGAAAGGGAGUAUACUAUACUUACCAAUCCUGUAGUUACAAGUUCUCCUGGUUCUGGAGGUGCAGGCUACGGACCACUUGCUGUGGGUUCAAGAUGGCUGGCUUAUAGUGGAAGUCCAGUCACAAUAUCCAAUUCUGGGCAUGUCAACCCACAGGACCUGACAACUUCACCAAGCUUUCCUGGUUUUUCUUCAAAUGGGAGCUUGGUUGCACACUAUGCCAAAGAAUCAAGUAAGCAACUUGCUACUGGGAUUGUGUCCCUUGGAGAUAUGGGGUAUAAGAAACUUUCCAGAUACUACUCUGAGCUUCGGUCUGAUGGCAAUAGUUCAUCACGAUCUGUAAACUGUUGGAAGGGCAACGGAACCAUUAAUGGACAUUCAGCAGAUGCUGACAGCAUUGGAAUGGUCAUUGUAAGAGACAUUGUCAGUAAAAAUGUAGUUACUCAACUGCGAGCCCACAAAAGUCCCAUUUCAGCCUUAUGCUUUGAUCCCAGUGGAACCAUUUUGGUGACUGCUUCGGUUCAGGGGCAUAAUAUAAAUGUAUAUAAGAUAAUGCCUUGUCACUCAGGGGCCCCUGAUGCUGGCUCUUCUAGUGUUCAUCUCUACAGGUUGCAGCGUGGCUAUACCAAUGCAAUAAUACAAGAUAUUAGUUUCAGUGAUGACAGCAAUUGGAUUAUGAUAAGUUCCUCUAGGGGCACUAGCCAUCUAUUUGCUAUAAAUCCUCAGGGAGGAUCUGUGAAUAUUCAAGCCCUUGAUUGUAGUCUUCCAACACAAAAUAACGGAUCAGGUGGUAUUACAAGUCAAGGAGUCCUCUAUCCUCAUAGUUCAGCUGUGCAAAUGCAUGAAAAGCAGGGCCUGUGUGCAACUGGCCCACCAAUCACUCUUUCUGUUGUUAGCAGAAUUAGGAAUGGAACUAAUGGCUGGAGAGGCACUGUGAGCGGUGCUGCUGCAGCUGCCACAGGAAAGAUGAGUUCCCUUUCUGGGGCUAUAGCUUCAUCUUUCUGUAACUGCAAGGGCAGUGGCAUAUAUAUUGAUGGGAAGCAUUCCAAGGCAAAGUAUCACUUGUUGGUUUUUUCAACCUCUGGUUCUAUGAUGCAAUAUGCUCUACAGAUGUUAAAUGGUCGAGAUUCAGCAAUUGUUUCUGGGUUAAACCCUGCUUAUGAAUUAGCUCCGCAAGCUGAUGCAAGAUUAGUAGUGGAAGCUAUUCAGAAAUGGAAUAUAUGUCAGAGACUAAGUUUACGGGAGCGGGAAGAUAACAUUGACAUAUAUGGUGAUAAUGGAAUUCCUGAUGGCAAUAAAAUUUAUCCUGAAGAAUCGAAAGAGGACACUAUCAGUGGCCCAAAAUUCAAGAAUGAAGUUGUGAAAGCAAAUUCCUCUUUAGAGGAAGAUCGUCAUCUGUAUAUUUCCCAAGCUGAACUACGGAUGCACCAAACUCAGACUCCAUUGUGGGCCAAGUCUGAGAUAUAUUUUCAUUCCAUGGUGAAAGAAGCUACCAUAAUAGAUGAAGCAGCUGCUGCAGGAGGGGAAUUUGAGAUUGAAAGGAUUCCAACUCGCAUGAUUCAAGCUAGGUCAAAGCACUUAAUUCCUGUUUUUGACUUUGUUCAGACCCCAAAAGUCCAACAAACGAGGGCUUAUGGUCUGGAUGGCAGGGUAAAUGAACAAUUGUUACGUCAGAGUUCGGGUAUGUCUGAAAAUGGCAAGAUUUCAGACUGUACAACAAACUCUGCUGAUUUGGACAAUGGCAUUCAAGUACCUGGGUUGGAUGAUCAUCUUCUGCCAACAAAACCAAGAGGCUAUGUGAAUAAAAAUAACUCCCCCAAGCCAAAUACUCAGUUUGAGAUUGUAAAUAAUAGAAUAGAGCACUCAAGCGUGGAAGGCCAACUCAAGUUUGUAAAUAGUGACAAAGAAGGCCUGCUAGUGGGGAAUCACUUUGAACAUUAAAUAUUAAAAGCACUCAAAUGGUUUGAAAUUAUUCUUUCAUUUGGCCCGGGAAGCUCAAUUAACAAUGUUAAUAUAUAGUGGUUGGAGAGGUGAAGAUCCUGAACGAGUAGGUGCUUGACCAUUAUGCAAAAUUGUCGAUGCUACUCAGCUGGAUUUUAUCUGUUGGCCUUGUAAAUAACAGUUGCUCAUAUCAAUAAUUAGUUAAGAGUAAAUUGUAGGAUCAUAACUUCUCGUUUGCUUCUUUUUUCUCACCCAAAAAAAGAGAAAAUUCUCGUUUGCCGUUUAUUUUAACUAACUAGAUUAAAUUAAAUUGA
This is a messenger RNA of Neltuma alba, 3680 nucleotides long. RefSeq names its product autophagy-related protein 18f. Gene Ontology annotation, cellular component: cytoplasm. Gene Ontology annotation, biological process: autophagy; response to starvation. Gene Ontology annotation, molecular function: protein binding. The record is from RefSeq and is a predicted model, not a curated record. Lineage: Eukaryota; Viridiplantae; Streptophyta; Magnoliopsida; Fabales; Fabaceae.